AUUUGGGUCUGUCUAAAGCGUCUCUCAACAGAACGAUCGGUAACAUUUAGGACAUGGCGGAAGGGGAGCCGGUCAAGAAGAAGAUAAAAGUUGCAUUGCCGGAUGUUUUUGAGAACUUUCUUUCAGAUUCUUAUGCAAAACGUCGCCUUAAAUUUGGGUUAGAUAUUGUAAAAUGUGGAGCACAACAUUGCAUUUUCAGAAGUUGCAAAAUAAAACGGACGAACCUGGAAGAUGCGUGUUCAUUUACGAAGGCUUAUUUUAGAGAGUCUGAUGAAAUGCCUGAUGUCGACCGAAUGUUUACAUUCGGUCAAUUAUUUCGUAAAGGAGUGGAUAAACUUAGUGCAUUUAUAGACUCAGAACCAAAUAAUCCUCAGAUACCUGAAAACGAGGAGAUCCAAGCUGCUUUCAAGCGACUGUUCUUGUAUUUCAAGAACAUGGAAAAUGAAUACAAAGCCCUUGAAGAAAUUUCAAAAACCUCUAAAGAAUGGCCAUGGACUUUGGUUCUUGCACAACAUAUAUUCAGCAAACUAGCUCCGUCAUCUUCCUACCUCUAUGAUAUUGGUGGAGCAUAUGAUACUUCAGAGGAAUGUCCUUGUGUAGGUCAUGACAAGUUGUGUGGUCAGCAAGGAGACACAAGCUUUGGUUGGGAAAGUGGCUGGCAUGGUAGAACAGACAUCAUAAUGGCUGAUUUACCAGUUAUAAAUGUCUGCGAGAUUCGUAGAGAGAAAGGGGGAGAUUUACCACGUGUAUCAUCAUCAUUGUCUGUAGCUUCAUCCAUCUCAUCAUUGUCUGAAAAGGAAUCCUUGUUUGCAAUUGAAGGGGAAAAAAAUGAUGUGUUUACAGAGAAUGAACUUUGUCAGAUUUUCGCAGAAACAAUCACGUUCUCAUUUCUUAAAAAUAAGGAAAAUCCUGAUGUUACACUAAUACCUUCAAUAGCUGUUGGAAAGAAAACAUUUACUGUCACAAUGUAUGAUUCAAAAGAAGAUGUUUUCCUACAGGGAGGCGAUGUGAGUCUGUUCGAUAUGGAUGCUACAUGUAUAACUUCAGAGGCAAUUGUUGCUAUUUGGUUGACCCUAAAUUACCAACUGUUUGGAACAGGUGUGCUAGAUAGCAUGGAUAGGUCGGGUCUGCACAACCAGAUUGAUGUGAAAUCACUUCAAACGGCAGUGAAGGCGCCAUGUAAAAAAAAUGAUCCAGGUUGGAUAGGUAUAAGAUCCUGGCAACAGACAUUGAUUUCAGCUUGCAAAAAGUGAAUGAUAGGGUCACAUACUAAGGGUCAAAAACUACAAAUGUAGGUAAUCCGGUUAUAUCUUGGAAGAAUUUUGUUAUGACUCUAGUGAUCACAAUUUUAGCUCACUAAUCACAAAGUGACAUGGUGACAUUUUGGGACCUCACAAUGUCCGUCGUCGAUGCACACAUCUGUACCAUUGCUUCAAAUGAUAUCUCCUCCCAAGCCAUCAGUCAGAAUUUGAUCAAACUUGGUCAGAGCCUUCCUGGCUUUCACCUGCAAAAGUUGAUCAAUUUUGAUUUGUCCCAAAAUUAGAUCAGUAGGUCAUAUUAAAGGCUAUCCUUUAAGUGACUUCUCCCAUACUAUUGCCUGGAAUGUUACCAAACUUCAUCAGAAGCAUCUUUAGGUUGAUGUCUACUAAAGUUGUGCAAAGAAAUUUGAUUGGUCAAAAAUCUAGGUCAGUUUGUCAAGCUAAAGGAAAUCAUUUUAACAACAUCUCUUUCCAUAAUAGGAGCUGGAAUGUUACGAAACUUCAUCUCAAGCAUCCUUGGGUCUGUGUCUACCAAAUUUGUUCAAAGAAAUUUGAUCAAACAACUAGGUCAGUUGUCAAUGAUAGAAAAUGCUUUAAACAACAUCUCCUGCCAUAGGAGUUGGUGGAAUGUUGCCAAACUUCACUAGAAGCAUUGUACCCAAAAUUUUUCAAUGAAAUUGGUUUAGCCCUAAAACUAGGUCACAAGAUCAAAUUAAAUAAAAAUGUUUAAACAGCAUCUCAGACUAGCAGAGUUGUUUAUAAAAAUUUUAUUGGUCCAAACCUACAUAUAGGUCAAAUGAAAGGAAUAUCUUUAAACGACAUUUUUCCUUAGUAACAUUUGGAAUGCUCCCAAACUACAACAGAAGCAUCCAUUGUUAAAUGUUUACCACAAAAAAAUUUGAUUGGUCUAAAAAUUAGGUAACUGGGACAAAUAAGAGAAAAAAUCUUGUCAUAACUCUAGAGGCCACAUUUUAGGCCUAAUCUUAAUGAAUAUUGGUGACAAUUUUCAUAUUGAUGACCUCCAGGUCAAGUAUGAAACUUGGUCACAUGAGUCAGAAAUAGUUCACUGGGUCAAGUAAUAGAAAAAGCUUGUCAGCAUUCUAGAAAUCACAUUUUAUCAUAAUUUUCACAAUGUUUGUGAGAAUUUUUAUCUGGUUUGUAUGUUGAGCUACAGUCUUGAAACUUUGAUCACAUGUACAGUUUUGAAUGCAAAAUGGAAUGAUGACCUAGAUUUUGACAUGGUGAACUACUUUUUACAUAUGUUGAGCUACAUGUAGAUGUAUUCAUAAUUCCAUUUAUUAAUCAUAAGCCAGAAGUGUUAUUUGAGGCUACAGUUAAGGUAUAAUUUGUUUUGAAAAUAAAUGCAAGUCUUUGAUUGUAAAAUAAAGUAUUUUUAAGUAGAAAGUGCUAUAAUAAAUGUAUAUGACAGUGA
Messenger RNA from Ruditapes philippinarum (Manila clam), 2691 nucleotides. RefSeq lists its product as uncharacterized. NCBI's taxonomy places the organism in Eukaryota, Metazoa, Mollusca, Bivalvia, Venerida, Veneridae. The coding region runs from base 54 to 1253 and encodes 399 amino acids. The transcript has 3 exons. The record is from RefSeq and is a predicted model, not a curated record.